AAUUCCAAACUACUAUUGAGCAUGUCAAUAGUUACGGUCCAACUUGGACAGUGUGGCAACCAGAUCGGCUAUGAGUUAUUUGACGUUAUCCACAAUGAUCUUAACCAUAAUACUGGACUUUGCUCCCGGAGAGAAAACGACCAUUAUCAAGAAGUUUGCAUGGAGAGAUUCUUCAGCGAGGAGGAAUCAGGAGAUUUUGUGACACGGGCUGUUCUUGUAGACAUGGAGCCUAAAGUAAUAUCUCAAACAAUGUCUAUGGCUACCCGUUCUGGAAAAUGGAAAUAUGAUCAGAAGUCGCACUUUUCUCAGAAGCAAGGAUCGGGAAACAAUUGGGCAAAUGGUUACUGUGUGCAUGGUCCAAAACACCAAGACGUAGUCAUGGACUUAGUUCGCAAGCAAGUGGAAAAAUGCGAUCGCUUGGCUGGUUUUUUCACAAUAAUGAGUAUGGCUGGAGGAACAGGAUCUGGCAUGGGAACGUAUGUGACACGGUGUUUACGUGAUGCCUAUCCGAACUCAUUUCUCCUUAAUGAAGUCAUUUGGCCAUAUGGAACUGGAGAGGUUAUUGUUCAAAACUACAAUUCCAUUCUGACCCUCUUCCACCUCUACCUGUCCUCGGAUGCACUGCUUGUACAUGAGAAUGAUAUCAUUCACAAAGUUUGUUCACAGCUAAUGAAUAUUAAGCAGAUAUCUUUUCGGGAUGUGAACAAAGUCAUUGCUCAUCAGUUGGGCAGCGUAUUUCAGCCUGCAUACACUUCAGAUGGAGCAUCUCAAUACAGCAGGAAUCCUCUAGGGGAAUUAAUGGCAUGCCUGGUCCCACACCCUGAAUUUAAGAUGCUAGGUCUCCGUAACAUUCCUCAAAUGUCUGAACACUCCCUGGCAUACAGUACAUUUACUUGGCAGGGGCUUACCAAACAUCUGAGGCAAAUGCUCAUUGCUAAUGCGAAAAUGGAAGAAGGAAUUAACUGGCAGGUGCGACCCUCAUCACGGCCAACAGAGGAAAAGUUUUCCUCGAGAAGGGAACUGCUUUUUAAUACUUCGCUUGCAAAUCUGACAAUUCUCCGAGGCAAGGACCUUCAUAGUGCCUCUCUAGAAAGUUUCCGUGAUCCAGCAUUAUAUACCUCAUGGCUGCCACCAGAUGACGCUUAUACUGUUUGGAAAACACCAAAAUCAUUCAACAAAUAUGAGAAAUCGGCUACUUUGGUUAGCAAUAGUCAAUAUUUGCUAAAACCCUUGGACAACAUUGUUAGUAAGGCAUGGAACAUGUUUGCGUCCAAAGCAUACAUUCACCAAUAUACAAAAUUUGGAAUUGAGGAAGAGGAAUUUUUGGAAAGUUUUGCAACCCUUGAACAGAUUAUUUCCAGUUAUUCCAAUUUGUGAAUAUUUCUCAGUAAUGUUUAAUUUUUUCCUUGUCUAUUUAUUUAUCAUAUGGUUUUUUUUACACUGUGAUACUCCUGUAAGAUAAAUUUAAAUCUGUUUAAAUCAAAAGUAUUGAUUUUUUUUUGUCAUAUUUUG
Spea bombifrons (plains spadefoot toad) is the source of this 1512-nucleotide messenger RNA. It is a transcript of the gene TUBD1, whose product is annotated as tubulin delta 1. Gene Ontology annotation, molecular function: structural constituent of cytoskeleton; GTP binding. Lineage: Eukaryota; Metazoa; Chordata; Amphibia; Anura; Pelobatidae. The coding region runs from base 22 to 1377 and encodes 451 amino acids. The record is from RefSeq and is a predicted model, not a curated record. The transcript has 8 exons. Gene Ontology annotation, biological process: mitotic cell cycle; microtubule cytoskeleton organization. Gene Ontology annotation, cellular component: cytoplasm; microtubule.